Molecule: messenger RNA, 443 nt
Organism: Rhopilema esculentum
Lineage: Eukaryota; Metazoa; Cnidaria; Scyphozoa; Rhizostomeae; Rhizostomatidae
Product: large ribosomal subunit protein eL31
Biological process (GO): cytoplasmic translation
Cellular component (GO): cytosolic large ribosomal subunit; ribosome
Molecular function (GO): structural constituent of ribosome
Source: RefSeq, a predicted model, not a curated record
CUGAAAUAGGCCUUUCUAAAUUACAUCAAUUCCGUGGAAAUGGCAAAAAAUAAGGGUGAGAAGAAAAAAGGCCGUGUUGCCAUCAACGAAGUUGCUACCCGUGAGUACACAGUUCAUGUCCACAAACGAAUCCAUGGAAUUGGAUUCAAAAGGAGGGCACCGCGUGCCAUAAAGGAGAUCCGUAAAUUUGCAGAAAAGAUGAUGGGGACUCCUGAUGUCAGAAUCGACACUGGACUUAAUAAACAUAUUUGGUCAAAGGGUGUCAGGAAUGUUCCCUUCAGAGUCAGGGUGCGUCUUGCAAGACGAAGAAAUGAAGAUGAGGAUUCAACACACAAAUUAUACACUCUUGUCACUCAUGUCAGAGUCGAUUCUUUCAAAGGACUGCAAACAAAGAAUGUUGAAUCUGAUGAGUAGAUGAUGUGUAAAUAAAAUUUGACUAAAAA